CAACGGCAGCAGGAGGACCGGCCGCCCUGUAGACCCCCCCGCGCACCACCCCUGCUGCUUCCUCUGCUUGGGUGCUUUUCCGGCCUGACUUCCCCUUUCUCCUAUCUUUCCCGGCACCGCGGGAAAAACAGCGCAGGGCAGAACAGGCAGGGAGGGCGGUCGGAGCCCGGACACGGGAGCCUCCCAGUCAGUUCAAGACCCGACAUGAGGGAAAAGGGCCGUAGGAAGAAGGGCAGGACCUGGGCGGAGGCCGCCAAGACGGUCUUAGAAAAAUACCCCAAUACACCCAUGAGUCAUAAAGAAAUUCUUCAAGUUAUCCAGAGAGAAGGACUAAAAGAAAUCAGAAGUGGGACUUCCCCUCUUGCAUGCCUGAAUGCGAUGCUACACACAAACUCCCGAGGUGAAGAAGGUAUCUUCUAUAAGGUUCCAGGUAGAAUGGGAGUGUAUACAUUGAAGAAAGAUGUGCCGGAUGGGGUGAAAGAGCUAUCAGAAGGUUCAGAAGAAAGCAGUGAUGGUCAGUCAGAUUCCCAGAGUUCUGAGAACAGCAGCAGCAGCAGUGAUGGUGGCAGCACCAAGGAAGGGAAAAAGAGCAGGUGGAAAAGGAAAGUAUCGUCUAGACUGUCACAGCCAUCCUCCCCCCAGUCAGGCUGUCCAUCACCCUCCAUUGCAGCAGGUAAAGUCAUUUCUCCAUCACAGAAGCACAGCAAGAAGGCACUAAAGCAGGCACUAAAGCAGCAACAACAGAAGAAGCAGCAGCAGCAAUGUAGAUCAAGCAUGUCCAUCUCUUCCAACCAGCAUCUUUCUCUAAAGACUGUCAAAGCAACCAGUGACUCGGUGCCUGCCAAGCCUGCAAUAUGGGAAGGAAAGCAAUCUGAUGGACAGUCAAGCAUCCCCCAGAACUCAAAUUCCAGCUUUUGUUCUUCAGUUAAAGUGGAAAAUCCUUUGCUAGGCUUGGGGAAGAAGUCAUUCCAGAGGUCUGACAGGCUCCACACAAGACAAAUGAAAAGAACUAAAUGUGCUGAAAUCGAUGUUGAGACACCAGACUCCAUUCUGGUUAAUACAAAUCUGCGAGCAUUGAUCAACAAACACACCUUUUCAGUUUUACCUGGGGAUUGCCAGCAGCGGUUACUUCUCCUACUUCCAGAAGUGGAUCGACAGGUUGGUGCAGAUGGUUUGAUGAAGUUAAAUGGUUCAGCCCUUAAUAAUGAGUUCUUUACUUCAGCAGCCCAAGGCUGGAAGGAGAGACUCUCAGAAGGUGAAUUUACACCUGAGAUGCAGGUGAGAAUUCGACAAGAAAUUGAAAAGGAGAAAAAAGUGGAGCCAUGGAAAGAACAAUUCUUUGAAAGCUACUAUGGUCAGAGCUCUGGCCUGAGCCUUGAGGAGUCAAAGAAAUUGAUAGCUUCUACAAGUGAUCCCAAAGUAAAGAAAAUCCCUGCUGAGCAACCAAAAUCCAUGCUUCCUUCAGAAGCCUCUCCUAUCAGAAUAGUCCCAGCAGUUCCCCAAUCAGAGUCUAAAGAAGAAGUAGUACAAAUGCCAUCUCCAGUGAAAAAAGAAGAGACUGAGAGCCAAGAUACGGUGCACCCAAACUCCUCCCAAUCCACAGAGCUCUUACUUUCCUCAGUUAGUAAUACAGAUGAGUUUAGCAGCACUCUUCCUAUCAAAUGCCUAAAGGAUGAGGAUCUCAUGGAACAGAAGCCAGUUGCCACUGCUGAACAGGAGUCUGAGAAAGAGAAUCAGCUCACCACACCUUCUAAUUGUAACAAAAGUGAAAGCCAAGAUGCUCUAGUUACAUCCCCAAGCAAACCCAAGAGUCCUGGAGUGGAAAUAUCAAUUAUGAAGCCCAUAGGAGAAGCAGGUCCACAGGACACAAGUAUGAAACUGCCUCCAUCAACUCCUGUUGAUCAGAGCCCGGAAGGUCUCAAGAGGAAAUCUCCUCUCACCCAAGAGGAGCCCCCUGUCAGCUGGGAAAAGAGGCCACGUGUCACUGACAAUUGCCAGCACCAACAGCCAUUUCAAGGCUCGCCACAGCCCUUUCUCAAUAGAGGGGACAGACUACAGGUGCGAAGAGUCCCACCACUCAAGAUCCCGGUCUCCAGAAUCUCCCUCGUGCCAUUUCCUACAUCGCAGGUCUCUCCCAGGGCUCGUUUUCCAAUCUCCCUCAUUAGUCCUAACAGAACCGGAGCCAGAACCCUUGCAGACAUCAAAGCAAAAGCCCAACUGGUCAAAGCACAGAGGGCAGCUGCUGCAGCUGCCGCCGCCGCUGCUGCAGCUGCCACAGUUGGAGGGACCAUUCCAGGACCUGGCCCAGGGGGUGGACAAGGUCCCGGAGAGGGUGGUGAGAGGAAAACUGCUAGGGGAGGGAGUCCAGGCCCAGACAGAGCCAAUGAAACUAGAAAGGGGGCCCCCACACUGGAACUGGCAGGAACUGGAAGCAGGGGAGGUACGAGAGAACUUUUACCCUGUAGUCCAGAGACUCAGCCCCAACCCGAGACCAAGAACCCUGGCCAGACACAGCCUCCUAGUGUCUCUGGAGCACAACUACAGCAAACCCCCUCAGUGCCUCCUCCAUCUGCCACCAGUGGAGCCUGCACAAGUGUCCCAUCACCAGCCCACACUCACCCACCCCCAGCAGCUUUAGAGAGGCUGAAUAGUGAAAAACUGAACCCUACCAGGACAACAGCCCCAGUGGCCUCUCAAAGCCACCCACAAGGGUCCAGUAAUUGCAUACAGGAGAACGUGUCUCCUACUCUCUUAGGCCCUGCUCUAAUCUCAGGUGCCUCACCUGUUCACUGUGUGGCUGAUGGCACAGUUGAGCCAAAAGCAGGUUCUAGUAAGAAUAUGCCAAACCCUUCAACCUCAACAGAAGCAAGUGCUAGUGCCCCAGUGGCUAUGGCUCCUCCUCUGGCAUCUGUGUUGACAACAGCCUCUUUAGAAAAGCUUCCUCUCCCCCAGGUCACUGCAACCAUAGCACCUACUGCAUCAGCUCCAUCCUCAAGCACUCUGCCAGCAGUUUCUAGCCUUAAACCCACAGGAACUUCUGCAACUAUAGAUGGGCCUAUUGCCAGACCAAAUUCUAGUAUCCCUGCUAAUAAUCCUUUGGUCACUCAGCUACUCCAGGGCAAAGAUGUUCCCAUGGAGCAGAUCCUUCCUAAACCUCUCACCAAAGUUGAAAUGAAAACUGUUCCACUGACUAAAGAGGAGAAAGGAGCAGGAGCACCCAUAGGAACCAACGUAACAGAAAGUAGCACAGGGGAGGCUGUACAACAGCUGGGUAAAACAUUGCAAAGUAUGCAGCUACCCCCGAUUCCAAGGACCCAUCAGCUUUUUUCAGCUAAAGAUCGUAGGGACUCUAGCACUGACCCACACUCAUACCAAGAAGGACUGAGUAAAACAACCCAAGAUCAGAUCCUUCAAACUCUCAUCAAAAGGGUUCAGAAGCAGAAUGUUCUCCCCGUCCUACAGCCCAAUCAAUUCAACUUUGCUCACUCAGGUUUCCAGUUUGAAGACAUCUCCACAAGCCAGAGGUUCAUGCUGGGUUUUGCUGGCAGAAGGACAUCAAAGCCUGCAAUGUCAGGCCACUAUUUACUUAACAUUUCCACCUAUGGCAGGGUUUCAGAGAGCUUUAGGAGGACCCAUUCUGUAAACCCUGAAGACCGUUUUUGUUUAAGUAGCCCAACUGAGGCCUUGAAAAUGGGAUAUACAGACAGUAAAAAAGCAACAGGAGAAAGUAGCAGUGGCAAAGAAGAUGAUACUGAUGAGGAGAGUACUGGUGAGGAGCAGGAAUCUCUCCUGGUGAAGAAGGAGGCUCCAGCUUCCAAGAGUUCCGACAAGUGUGAAGCCAGGCUCCACAGUAGGGAAGCCCUAUCCACCAAUGAUUGCUUAGCUAACAAGAAUGUGAAGGCAGAGACAGUGAAUGAGCAAACCACUUUAAGCAAAGAGAAUUACGUGUUCACUAGAGGCCAGGCGUUCGAUGAAAAGACUCUAGCCAGAGAUUUUAUUCAAGCAGCACAGAAGCAAAUGGCUCAUGCAGUAAGAGGUAAGAUGAUGUGUGGCAGCCCUGAGCUUUUCAGUUCUACUGCUCUUCCUAUACCUGCAGACAGCCCCACCCAUAAGCCUCUGCUCCUUCCACCACUGCAAACCCCAAAGUUAUAUGGGAGCCCCACACAGAUAGGGCCAAGCUACAGAGGCAUGAUCAACGUCUCCACCUCAUCUGAUAUGGACCAUAGCUCUGCUGUACCGGGUAUGUCUGACUGUAGUCAGGUCUCUAGCAAUGUAGGUGAUGUUAUGUCCUUCUCAGUGACUGUCACUACCAUCCCAGCCAGCCAAGCUAUGAAUUCCAGCAGCCAUGGGCAGACCAUUCCUGUUCAGGCCUUUCCUGAAGAGAACAGCAUAGAGGACACGCCUUCAAAAUGUUACUGCCGAUUGAAAGCCAUGAUCAUGUGCAAAGGGUGUGGUGCUUUCUGCCAUGACGAUUGCAUUGGCCCCUCCAAACUGUGUGUCUCCUGCCUUGUUGUUCGGUAG
Chrysochloris asiatica (Cape golden mole) is the source of this 4521-nucleotide messenger RNA. It is a transcript of the gene ASXL2, whose product is annotated as additional sex combs like 2 (Drosophila). Gene Ontology annotation, molecular function: DNA binding; peroxisome proliferator activated receptor binding; chromatin binding. The record is from RefSeq and is a predicted model, not a curated record. NCBI's taxonomy places the organism in Eukaryota, Metazoa, Chordata, Mammalia, Afrosoricida, Chrysochloridae. Gene Ontology annotation, biological process: animal organ morphogenesis; positive regulation of transcription by RNA polymerase II. The coding region runs from base 205 to 4521 and encodes 1438 amino acids. The transcript has 13 exons. Gene Ontology annotation, cellular component: PR-DUB complex.